AUGGCGAUGAGAGGGGUCAGCGGCGUCUGCUGCUCAGCAAACGGCGGCGCGAAGAUGGAGAAGGCCAGGGAGAGCCAGAGGAAGGCCAGGCAGAAUAAGAAAAUUGUUAGUAGAAUAAGACUCUUAAGGGGUGUUAAGAUAACACCCUUAAGACCUUAUUCUACACCCCAAAACCUUAUUCUUCUAACAUCGGACCAGACGCCCAGCCCCGAAGAAAAAAUCCAACCCCCACCUUAUCCAUUCCUAAAACCAGCCCAAUCCCCUCUCUCCCUGUGCUCCCCACCUCCCGCCCCGCCUUCCACCCCGCGCCUUCGCACCGUCGCCCCGCCUUCCGUCCUGCGCUGCCGCCUCGCCUCCCACCCCGUGCCUUCGCACCGCCGCCCCGUCUCCCGUCCCGCGCCGCCGCCCCGCCUUCCACCCCGCGCCUUCGCACCGUCGCCCCGCCUUCCGUCCUGCGCUGCCGCCUCGCCUCCCACCCCGUGCCUUCGCACCGCCGCCCCGUCUCCCGUCCCGCGCCGCCGCCCUGCCUUCCACCCCGUGCCUUCACACCGCUGCCCCGCCUCCCACCCCGCAUCGUCGCCCCGCCUCCCACCCCGCAUCGUCGCCCCGCCUCCCGCCGCGCGCCGCGUGCCGCCUCCCUUCCUCGCCGCCGCACCGCCUCCCCGCAUCGCCUACCUUCCCCGCCGCCCCACCACAUUCCACCGGCCGCCCAGAAUUGCCACGCUGCCGGCCGCCCCGCGCCGUUGCGGAUCCAACUAG
Messenger RNA from Aegilops tauschii subsp. strangulata, 759 nucleotides. NCBI's taxonomy places the organism in Eukaryota, Viridiplantae, Streptophyta, Magnoliopsida, Poales, Poaceae. The record is from RefSeq and is a predicted model, not a curated record.